This is a messenger RNA of Anopheles funestus (African malaria mosquito), 2051 nucleotides long. Its product is annotated as adipocyte plasma membrane-associated protein Hemomucin-like. Lineage: Eukaryota; Metazoa; Arthropoda; Insecta; Diptera; Culicidae. Gene Ontology annotation, biological process: biosynthetic process. Bases 641 to 1975 code for a protein of 444 amino acids. Gene Ontology annotation, molecular function: strictosidine synthase activity. The record is from RefSeq and is a predicted model, not a curated record. The transcript is spliced from 3 exons.
UCCCUCUUUUCCUUUUUAUCCAGCGAUCUUCCAACUCCACGAUCGCUUCCGAGCGUGUAUGAUCGGUGACGUUGAUUCUUUCAUACAUUUCAUUCCGUGCUUUGCGGUCUGCUGACUAAGAACAAGCUUAACCUCCACCUCGAUAACAUUUGAGGGCGAACAUCGUAGGUUGUGAGGUUGUCCGUUAAUCGACCACCACCAAAAAGUGUCUAUCCCUCCGUGCGUCAAGAGAGUAUCAUUAUAUUGCGGUCCGUCAUCGCGUUUACUUCGCAGUUCAAGUGCAGUGCGUCGGUCGGUUCAAUCGCUCGAACCCCGAUUCCGAUUUCGGAUUGAUUAUUUAUCCUACACUACCGUGGAUGAUGUAAUUCGUUCGAAAUAAACAUCUUCGCCUUGGAGAACACAGUAUAGAGCUCGCGAUCGCGUUGCAGUGCACCUAUACACGCACCCGGCCCGGAACACUGUUGAAGCUGGAAACGAUUUUUAAAAAUAAUAAUUACAAACGCGCAGAUUAUAAAGCAAACGUGUUGGAAGUGAGAGUUGAACAACAGAGCACACAACAGAACGCUGCAAACAAUAAGCGAAACAAGUGAUCGUGUUCUCGAGUGUUUAAAGAUCGUUGCUGCUUUCGUGGAUCGAGAAGAUGGGUCUUAAGCGAAAAUUAUUUACCGCCAGUUUGGUGCUGAUGUUGAUAGCCAUUCUGCCGGGACUUCCGCCCAAAACGGUGUUCCCGUUUAGGCCGAUCAGUAUCGCACCGGUACGACCACUUACCGGGGUGUUGGCCCCGAACCAGUUGCUUAACGGAGCUGAACGCCUGCACGAGGGUGGCCUCUUGCAGCCUGAAGGCGUACUUGUGCGUGGUAACGUUACCUACGUUACGGUUUAUGGUGGCAAGAUUCUGGAGCUGGGCGAUCAGGGCUCUGUACGUACGGUGGCCAAGUUGGGUCCGGAGUGUGUGGGUACCUACUCGGAGCGUAUCUGUGGACGUCCACUAGGGAUUGAUUUCGAUACCAAGGGAAAUAACCUCAUAGUGGCCGACCCGUACCUCGGUAUCUGGCAGGUGCACAUAAAGACGGGCGAGAAAAAGCUGCUCGUCUCCAAAACCAACGCCAUCAUCGAGGAUGGUACCGGUCGCGGCACCAAAUCCGUCCUCCGUCAGCCCAACAUCCCGAACAGCCUGUCGGUGGCACGCAAUGGUGACUUCUACUGGUCCGACACGGCAUCCGACUUCAUCUUCGAGGAUGCUGUCCAGGCACUGCUGUGCAAUCCAUCCGGCCGUCUGCUACAUUACUCCCGUGCCGAAGGCAAAAACCGUGUACUGAUCGACGAAAUUUACGGCGCAAACGGUGUGGUGCUGAGUCCGGACGAAAGCUUCGUGCUGGUUGGUGAGCUCGGUGGCCAACUGAUCCGGCGCUACUAUCUGAAGGGUCCGAAAGCCGGCACACACGACGUGUUCAUCGAUGGGCUUCCCGGUGCGGUGGAUAAUCUGAACGGUGAUGCGAACGGAUUCUGGGUUGGGUUAGUUAUCGCGGCCGACGAGAACAAUCCUUCCUUCAUCGCCAUGUUAGCACCAUUCCCGAACCUUCGCCGCCUGUUGGUGCGUUUGUUCGUACUAGUUGAGGCACCGUUUAAGCUGUGGUACGACCAAACCGGCAGUGACUUUGCCCUCUGGCUAACGCAUCACAUUGGACAUCUUGGGGGACUGGUUGGAUUGUUUCCCGAUCGUGGCACGGUACUGCGCAUGGACUGGGAAGGUAAUAUCGUGCUGGCACUACACAACGAUGACACUUCCAGUCACGUCAUCUCCCAGGCCGUCCCAAUAGGAAAGGAACAUCUACUGCUUGGAUCACCGGUCAAUCAGUGGUUGGGACGGGUGAAGCUAACUCCAGACACACUGGCCACCCUUAAAGGACAAGCACAAGCUAAACCAUCAUCGGCAAAGGCUUCAACCGGAACGCCACCAAAAGAAGAACUGUAGAAGCGAGUUGUGUGGGCCGUGGGGUUUCUGUAGGGAAGACACUCAAAGUAAAUAAAACUCAAACAAGUACAAUUUA